CAGCACCAGGAAGCACGUGUGUGAUGUGACUCCACAAAUUGCUGUGAUCAUGGCCACUGUUUACUCUGGCAUCCAUCAAAAGCUGAAGAGCCAUCUCACACCUUGGCCUGAAAAGCUAAAGCUGGCUCGAUUUGCAUGGGUAUCCAAUCAGUGCCUUCUUCCAAAUAAGGAACAGUAUUUGUUUGAUUGGAUUGCUCGUGCCCUGUCUGGUUAUUACAAUAAAAAAGUAGAGCUGCCACAAGAGAUACUCGAGGACUUAUGGACCUACUUGAAAGAGAUUCUUCACAGCCAACAUCUUUGUUAUGUCCUGAGCCAAGGAAAAACCAUUGCACUGCAACCAGCAGUUUCUCAGAUAAUCAAUGAGCGGAUUCUGGAAAGACCUUCGUCUGUUAUCCUCUCAAGUGUAUUGGAUUGUUGUCAUAAAAUUUUAAGCUUUCCAGUGCUCUCUGUUACUUACACUGCCAAAUAUGAACUGCUGGUGGAGCUUUUGGCUAGAUUCAGUGACUUGGCAUGCUUUCAGCUUGGCCAACAGGAUUCUGCAGAGCCUCUUUCAGACAAGGUGUUUGAAGUUCUGCUACUUGUACUCACCACAUACCUGACUGUGCAACGACAGCAAGGAAACCCCAAAAGAGUUUUUACCCAGGUCAUAGAGCAUCUUAUUCAGCCUCUCUGCCUAUUAAGACACUUACUGACUAGUAGGACAUGGAUGGAAAAGGAUGAUGUGAAGAUACGCCAAAACCUCAGCAAAGAGAUCCGAAGCAAAGUUGAUUUAAUUCUUCAGUCAGCUCUUUUCUACCCUGACCACCUACCAUCUUACAAAGAUGAAGUUCUUUUGUCCGAAAAGGGAUCCAGUGGGAAAAAAGGAGCUACAGGAAAAGCCUUGCUCCGCCCUAUUGCUGCAAUUUUGUCAAAGAUUGUCCAGGAACAUGGUGGUGACAAAGAUACACUGUUUUAUGCUGUCCAGUCCAGUUCUCUUCCACUGCUUUUCAAAUUUGCGUAUGAUUCAUUUUGCAAAGGGGGAGAAAACAAGCUGGUCUGCUUUCACCUCAUGACUAAGUUUGUUAUUUCUCUUGGUUUUACUGAUGAUCUAAACAUCAACGAAACUUUUAACCCAGCAACUUGGAGCCUGACGUUGUUUGCUCUAGAGAACCUUUUAAACUCCUGUUUGACUGGAGAUAUCUAUAAUAUAGCUGCAGAUAAAAUCCAUCACGCAGAGGUGCAGCUUAAUUUCUAUAGGAAAGUGGCACAAUUUUUAUUUAAUAAUGCACAGACAGGCAUCCCGGCCUGGUACCGCUGCCUGAAAACCCUGCUUGCACUGAACCAUCAAAUCUUGGAGCCCGAUCUUGACGAACUUCUUUCCUUGGUGUGGGUGGAUGCAGACAACACAGAAUUGCGUGUAAAGAAAGCCAGAGAAGCUUUUUUAUGCGCAGUCCUUCAGACUUACUCUAAACUACGCCAGCUGCCAAGACUCAUUGAGGAGCUUCUGGAUGUAAUCUGUCGACCAGCUGCAGAUGAAAUGAGACAGGGAUUGUUGUCUGAGACUUUGCACAACAUCUUAGGACAGUGUCUCUUGGACAACCCCCCCAGCCAGAAUCUGGAAAUUUGCAGACUUAUUCUGGAGAGGAUGCAGAAUGAUCUUCCAUACAUUCAAGAGAGAAGAAAUGAAUCUGCACUGAAGAUGUUUUCACUGGCUGUUCUCUUACAUGCUGUGCUCUUUAGUCUUAAGACUCUGGAUGAAAGCACCCCUGUACCUAUUGUUAGAAAAACUCAGAGUCUGAUGGAGCAUAUUCUGACAUUUGUUCAAUCCCUGCUGGAAGGUCUUGAAGGAGCUUUAGUUGCUGACCCCCUCUGGGCAGAGAAGAUGCAAGAAGUGUGUUUUCUACUGAUUCACACUUGGCAUGAAACAGAUACACUUUUUCAUGUUCAUUGCAGUAAAUACAACUCUCCAUCUGUUUCCACCAAUGACAUCAGCUCUAUAGACAAUAAAGUAGUGGCACUAUCAGACUGUGGAGGACAGACAAUCAGUCAUCUAAGUAGACUUCUUCUAAAGCUUCUUGCACUCCACAGAAUGAAAAAUUGCCUGCUAACGUCACCUUCAGUUCUGACAGAUGCAGCUAAACAAAACCUUCAAGAAACUGCCCAGUCUGUAUUAAAUGGACAAGAACUCUUAAUAAACACAAAUCCUGACCAAACUUGGGACCGACAGCUUUGCAGUGUCAACAGUGACACCUAUCCAGUAGCUUUCUGGUUUAUAGUUACCACCAACCUCCCUAUAAUUGCUCCAUUCAUUUCACCUGAGGUUACAUCUCACAUUGCAGAUACUAUGUUGAACUCAUUGCUUCAGAGUGACCCUGAAAGCAUUGUGGGUAAAUCUGAGCUUUCUGUACACCUGAUUUCAAAACAGCUACUUGAGAGCCCAGUUUUUUGUGAAUUACCUGACCUACACUCAGCAGUGGUGUCUUCAGUAACAAAUAAGUUCAUUGGAAUUCUCAGUCCUAAUGAUGUGCAGUCUUUUUGUCCAUCAUUUUUAAAACCGUGCACAGAAAUUGUUACAACAACAGAUGAGGAAGACUCGCCUCCUUUCAAAAGGUUGAAGGUUGUAGCUCAGGAGAUUAUGGACUGUGCCAAGGAAACUCCUUCAAUACUAGUAUCUGAAGCACAAAUAGAGACUCUUCUAAAGCUAGUAAAGUUAACAUGUGUCCUGAAUCCAUAUGCGAUGCCUCCAGAUGACUAUUUGGGACUUUUUCUGAGUUCCUUUUUGAUGACACUUUGUGCUCAACAUGAUAAAACAGGAGCACCUUUGGUACCUGUUAACCUUUUAAAAGAUCUCUUUGGCCUCAUGAAGAUGCUCUUGAUGGGAAGAAACUCUCAUACAAUAUUAAAAAUUGUCCAUGGCAGUACCCUCCUGAAGGCCACCAUAACAUCACUCUUCUCUUGUUUUGACAAGGGCCUUUUUCAGAAUGUUGAAAGCUCAGCCUGGUUUGCUUUUCUUCAAUCAGUCCAAGAAUUCAUUCAGCACCUAAUUCAUCUGAUACUCGACCGGAAAAGCAGCGUGAGACUCAAUCUUGAGAAGUUUACCAGCUUUAUGUUUGAAAAAGCUGAACCACCUUUGGACAAGGCUUCAUACUCAUUUCAGCUUCAUUUAGCAACUCUGAGCACGUUUUGUAAAGAAAUGAUAUCUGUCCUUGGAAAAAAUCAGCAGAUGGAUGAAACUCUGACACAGUUGCUAGGAAAAAUCAUCUUGGUAAUGGGGCCUGCUGUUCAGUCUGCAUUCACUGAUAAGACAGGCACUGUGCUUAGUCAGUCGUUCUGUAUUGAUGUCCUGACUGUGAUAAUUAAGAGUGAACUUGCAGUAGCUAAUUAUGAGACUCAGGACAUCACUGAUGGGGAUAGACAACAGAAGUUAUCCAACAUGACACUUUACAAAAGCUUUGGCGAGCAGAUCUUGAAGGAUUUAUACUCAUUACCUCAACCCAAAGAAUUUCUUAUUUCAGCUCUACAUUAUCUGUCAGCGUUUUAUUUGGCUGCAGAGACAACUAAAGCAGCAGAUCUUGAUAGUCUUCAUUUUACGAUUCUGCAAAGUGUCCAUAAACUACUGUCAGGUAUGUGGAUUUCAAUAUCACAAGAAAAGGAACUGGAGGGUCCAAUGAAAGACCUGUUUAGUCAGUUGAUGGUUAACUGUUCGAUAGAGCAGUUCCGUAUGCUAUUUCUCUCCCUGAUUCAAAAUGGACUUGUUGCUGCGAAGGUUGAAGCAGGCCAUUAUAAAGACAUACUUGCAACUGUGACUGCAGUUAAGCUGCUUGCCUGCUGUUCAUUAUCAGAGAAAGCUUCAGAGUUAUUUUGGCAGGUUGUUCCACAGAUCAUUUCUUCCAUUGUUUCUGUGGUAAAAGAGUUCAGUGGAGGAGCUUCACUAACCAGUGAACUGACUGUGCCAGCGGUGGAGACCCUUACUUCACUGCUCCGUCAGGGGGAAUCUUAUAUCACUGAGUCACACCAUGUUUUAAUGGUGCUGGAAGCUCUGGAGUUUGUGCCUCUUGAAAACCAGUACAUAGAAGAAUACUGUUCAGCCUUUCAGGCCAUCCAUGAAGCUUUGUUCGUCAUUAUCCUGUGCUACCCCAAGGUUAUGCUGAAGGCUUUACCAGUUUUCUUGAACUGUUUUUAUCGGCUGGUGAAGUCCAUCAUAUACGAGGGCAGACACAAGGGGGAGAAUGAGAAAGGGAAAGAUUCUGAGAAGCUUGUGAAGUGCGCCAUGCUUAUAGAAAGGAUGUACACCCACAUCGGAACAACAGCUGAGAGUUUCACAGUCUUGAACUCUUUUGUUGUGGCUCAGUAUGUUAAUGAGCUUCAGAGGGUAACGCUGCAACCACAAAUCAAGGCCCACCUGACAGAAGGCAUCUACUGUAUUCUGGAUCACUGUGUCGAACAGGAUAUAAAGUUCCUAAACAGGACUCUGUCAGUUGGUGUACAGGAAGUAUUUAAUGAACUAUACAAAAACUACACAAGCUACCACAAAUCUCAAAGACAAGGAGAAGAGAAAUAUACUGUCUAAACUGUAGUGUUUUGGACUAACAAAUGUGGGACCAAAUAAACUGUAUGUAAUUUUA
Trichomycterus rosablanca is the source of this 4604-nucleotide messenger RNA. RefSeq names its product URB2 ribosome biogenesis homolog (gene urb2). Bases 50 to 4549 code for a protein of 1499 amino acids. Gene Ontology annotation, biological process: ribosome biogenesis. The transcript is spliced from 10 exons. Lineage: Eukaryota; Metazoa; Chordata; Actinopteri; Siluriformes; Trichomycteridae. Gene Ontology annotation, cellular component: nucleolus. The record is from RefSeq and is a predicted model, not a curated record.